Parastagonospora nodorum SN15 is the source of this 655-nucleotide messenger RNA. RefSeq lists its product as hypothetical. The record is from RefSeq and is a predicted model, not a curated record. NCBI's taxonomy places the organism in Eukaryota, Fungi, Ascomycota, Dothideomycetes, Pleosporales, Phaeosphaeriaceae. The transcript is spliced from 2 exons. The coding region runs from base 33 to 572 and encodes 179 amino acids.
GUCACCACAAUCCUCCACAUAACGCAUCCAUCAUGCAACUCACUACUUCUCUCUCUCUCUUACUUGCCAGUCUCCCAUGGGCCGUUGCAAGUUCUAAAUGCGGUAAUUUCGCCUCGCCCAUCGAGGGUCUAACGCAAGGCGGCUACCGCCUCGCCCACUCGAUCGACAGCAAGAACUAUACGCUCCUCAACCAAGCCUUCACCGAUGAUGUGUACUACGACAGUUCUGCCCUGGCUCCGUACGGCGGAGUGGCGAAGGGGAAGCAAGCGGCCAUUGCAGCGAUCAAGGCUGCAUAUUACAGCGAAGGCGUGAAAAUGGAGCAUCUCGUCACAAAUCUCUUCGUGUUGGAGAUGCAGAGUGCGGAGCGGGCGAGGGUGGUUACUGACAUCACUUGGUCACAUUGGGACCCCGCGGCCUUGGAGGACAUUCAGAAGACGUUCCGGUUUUAUUACCAGUGUGACGAUAUUUGGGUUUGCCAGGGCGGGGGCUGGUCGUUGAAGUAUAGUGUUGUGAAGAAUAUGGGGCCCGGGGUGGAGGCUCCAUACAAGGCGCAGCUUCUCAAAUCGAAUUGAGAAAGGAGCGGAUUGAUGGGAUCCGGCGCUGGGAGCCACGGCAGCGUAGAGGAUGAUCUCGAUAAACAAUGAUAUAAGUAGAA